This is a messenger RNA of Chelmon rostratus (copperband butterflyfish), 2103 nucleotides long. It is a transcript of the gene syt5a, whose product is annotated as synaptotagmin Va. Gene Ontology annotation, biological process: regulation of calcium ion-dependent exocytosis; calcium ion-regulated exocytosis of neurotransmitter; cellular response to calcium ion. Bases 99 to 1340 code for a protein of 413 amino acids. The record is from RefSeq and is a predicted model, not a curated record. Gene Ontology annotation, cellular component: synaptic vesicle membrane; axon; dense core granule. The transcript is spliced from 10 exons. Gene Ontology annotation, molecular function: calcium ion binding; phosphatidylserine binding; calcium-dependent phospholipid binding. Lineage: Eukaryota; Metazoa; Chordata; Actinopteri; Chaetodontiformes; Chaetodontidae.
CUGGUGGUGGAUUUGUCUGGAGGACAUUUGGAUGCAAAACAGUAGAAUAAAAUAAAAGCCAAAGGACCGAGAGGGACCGACACUGAACAGGAGCAGCGAUGCGAUUGGUCACCAUAGAGAGGGCGCGGUUCCGCCGGGCGGCCGAGGAGGAGGGGAAGGAGAGGGAGCCCCCGCCUCCCCAGCCCCCCUCGCACCACUCCAACCACCAGUUCGCCAGCAUGAAGAACAAGUUCUUCAAUGAGCUCACGCACCUGCCAAACCAUAAACUCAAGCUGCCCAUGUGGGCCAUAGGAGCCAUUGUGGUCGUGGUCCUUGCCCUUGUUGCCUGUCUGGGAUUCUGCAUCUACAAGAAGUGCUUUAACAAGGGGAAGAAGCCCAAGAAGGUCCGCGAGAGGAAGGCAGGACGAGGGCGCAGGAAGAAGGACAAGGACGGAGAGGAGGGAGAGGAGAAGAAGGAGGGAGAGGAAGGGAAGGAAGAGGAGGAGAAGGAGUUCUUUGGCAAGCUGGAGUACACACUGGACUAUAACUUUACUGAUAACCAGCUGAUCGUCGGCAUCCUCCAGGCUCAGGACCUCCCAGCCAUGGACAUGGGUGGGACCUCAGACCCCUAUGUCAAAGUCUACAUGCUGCCAGACAAGAAGAAGAAGUUUGAGACCAAAGUCCAGCGCAAGAACCUCUGUCCCGUUUUCAAUGAGACCUUCACCUUUAAGAUACCAUACAGUGAGCUGGGUGGUCAGACUCUGGUGCUGCAGGUGUUUGACUUUGACCGUUUCGGUAAACAUGACGUCAUCGGCGAGAUCAAGAUCCCCAUGAACUCCAUAGACCUCGGACAGCCAAUACACGAGUGGAAGGAUCUGGUUGGAGGAGAGAAAGAGGAGCAAGAGAAGCUGGGUGAUAUCUGUAUCUCCCUUCGGUACGUCCCCACGGCCGGUAAGCUAACGGUUAACAUCAUGGAAGCAAAGAAUCUGAAGAAGAUGGAUGUCGGAGGACUGUCAGAUCCAUUUGUUAAGGUGGUGCUGCAGCACAACGGGAAGCGACUGAAGAAGAAGAAGACGUCGGUCAAACAGAACACUCUGAAUCCUUACUUCAACGAGAGCUUCAGCUUCGAGAUCCCCUUCUCCCAGAUCCAGAAAGUCCAGGUGCUGAUCACCGUGUACGACUACGACAAGCUGGGCAGCAACGACCCCAUCGGCAAGUGCUGGAUCGGCUACGGCGCCUCCGGCGUCGGCCUGCGCCACUGGUCGGACAUGCUGGCCAAUCCCAGGCGUCCAGUGGCUCAGUGGCACACGCUGCUGCCAGAGGAGGAGGUGGACGCUGCUCUGAAGGCCCCCAUCCGCUAAACACGCUCCCACACAUAUCCAUACACCGCCAUCUGCGUAGGAGAGGUUUGAUACGAUGACCUCCGACUUGAACAGCGACCUUUAAUCCAGUCAUUUUUUUCAGUCUCUUUAUACGACUACAUGUGUGCUUUAUAUUGUUUUGAAUACAAACAUGUACAUGUACCCUCAAAUUCAGACAAACCGACAGGACACACUGUGCAGCUCACUUAUGCCCUUCUGCUGUUCUGUUCUUCUCUCAGACGUUCAGAAGCUUCUCCACAGCCACAGAAGACAUAAUACAGCUGUUCUCACGGUGCUUCUGCUUAUGAUGAGUAAAGUGAAGUGCCCCUUUAAUACUCCUGGCUACCUUUCAUUUUGCUGACGUGCACCUUUCAUGUAGUCACUGUCCUGGUUGUCUCAAGGGAAAAUAUAUUUUUUCAGCAGAGGCAACUGCAGUGCUGUCAAACACAUUUUGACACUAUGCUAUGAAAAAAUAAAAGCACAUGAAUUCAUUGUCUUUGAGUUAUUUUAAAGCGCUGUUGCAGAGCUGCAGCUUUUUUCUUUUUUCUCAUCUUCUCCUCUUAUAUUUCCUGAUCACUCUCUUAUCUUCCACACAGUCUUUAAGUUGAUCUGUCCUGUGAAAUGUGUUGUAUUUAGUUACAUGUUUUUACUGAUUAUUGGUCUCUUUGUGGCUCCUUCUGUGCUUGUGUUUGAAUGAGAUCCUGACUGGAGUGUGUGAUGAGUGUGCAUACCUGUGUGUGUGUGUGUGUGUGUGUGUGCUGUU